AUGCUGCGGCAUUGCCCUAUUCCCCGUUUCUCGUCUGGUGGUGCUCGUAAAAAGAUGUCAAAUGGGAAAGAGAAGAAUUUACGUGUUCCAUUGGAGACCCAGGCACACGACCGGGCUGAUACCAAGGACGUCGUCCCUGAACCAUUGCCACCUCAGAAAGUACUCAAGAUAUUUAGUAUUAACAUCAUUGCUCAGGGUUUGCCUUUCUGCCGCAGACGGAUGAAGAGAAAGUUGGACCAUGGCCCUGAGGUCCGAUCUUUCCCUUCAGGCAAAAAGCCCUGCAAAGGCACAGAGUAUCCCAGCCCGACAGGAAUCGUCCCGUGUCCAGCCACACCCACCACGUUCGGUCACAUAAGAACGGCCAACGGUCAGGGGCAACAGAGACGGCGUAUCACCUCAAUUCAGCCACCUACGGGUCUCCAAGAAUGGCUCCGAACAUUUCAGAGCUGGACUGGCCCAGAGAAGCUGCUGGCGCUGGAUGAGUUGAUUGACAGCUGUGAGCCCACACAAGUCAAGCAUAUGAUGCAGGUGAUCGAGCCGCAGUUUCAGCGCGACUUUAUCUCCCUGCUGCCCAAAGAGCUGGCUUUGUAUGUGCUGUCAUUCCUGGAACCGAAGGACCUCCUCCAAGCAGCGCAGACGUGUCGCUACUGGCGCAUCCUGGCAGAAGACAACCUGCUGUGGAGGGAGAAAUGCAGGGAAGAGGGCAUCGAUGAGCCUUUGCCCCUUAAGAAGAGAAAAAUCGUCAAACCCGGCUUCACUCACAGCCCCUGGAAGAGUGCCUACAUCAGGCAGCACAGAAUAGACACUAACUGGAGGAGAGGGGACCUCAAAUCACCCAAGGUGCUGAAAGGUCACGAUGACCACGUGAUCACCUGCCUCCAGUUUUGUGGCAACCGCAUCGUCAGCGGCUCUGACGACAACACGCUUAAAGUCUGGUCGGCUAUCACAGGAAAGUGUCUGCGGACGUUGGUGGGCCACACAGGCGGUGUAUGGUCAUCCCAGAUGCGGGACAACAUAAUUAUCAGCGGCUCCACUGAUCGCACACUCAAGGUCUGGAACGCAGAGACAGGAGAAUGUAUCCACACCCUCUAUGGGCAUACCUCAACAGUGCGCUGCAUGCACCUACAUGAGAAAAGGGUGGUCAGUGGCUCUCGCGACGCCACGCUGCGUGUCUGGGACAUUGAGACGGGUCAGUGUUUACACGUCCUCAUGGGCCACGUGGCGGCUGUGCGCUGCGUCCAGUACGACGGGCGGCGGGUGGUCAGCGGUGCCUACGACUUCAUGGUCAAAGUGUGGGACCCCGAGACGGAGACCUGCCUCCACACGCUGCAGGGCCACACCAACAGAGUUUACUCGUUACAGUUUGAUGGGAUCCACGUAGUGAGCGGCUCAUUGGACACGUCUAUAAGGGUCUGGGACGUGGAGACGGGCAACUGCAUCCACACGCUAACAGGGCAUCAGUCCCUCACCAGCGGCAUGGAGCUCAAAGACAACAUCCUUGUCUCAGGCAACGCAGACUCCACUGUCAAGAUCUGGGACAUCAAGACGGGCCAGUGCCUGCAAACACUGCAAGGUCCCCACAAGCACCAGAGCGCCGUCACGUGCCUGCAAUUCAACAAGAACUUUGUCAUCACCAGCUCGGACGAUGGCACGGUCAAACUGUGGGACCUGAAGACGGGCGAGUUUAUCCGUAACCUGGUGACUCUGGAGAGCGGUGGCAGCGGCGGUGUGGUGUGGCGCAUCCGAGCCUCCAACACCAAGCUGGUGUGUGCGGUCGGUAGCCGCAACGGCACAGAGGAGACCAAGCUGCUGGUGCUGGACUUUGACGUGGACAUGAAGUGAGAGGGGAUGCAGAGGGGAAGCAUGAAGACAGCAAACCGUGGAGAGGAAGGAAAAGAGGGGGGAGCGAGAAGAGGCACCUAGACACCAGAGGGCCAAAGCCCAGAACUCUUCACCCAAACUCGCAAAUCUACAACAACCACCACCACCAGUGGGCUGUCCUGUCCUCUACCAUUACCUUCCCCGUCCCCUUUUGGGCAAAUGUUACUGACAAAGCCACAGACCCUCACAUGUGUUCAGCCCCGGCUUUUGACCCCCCCUACCACCAGUACGAGGUGGAGUCGGAGGGGAUCGGGCUGGAAACGGGGCGGGGGGGGGGGGCACGACCGAUCUGUCCCUUGAUUGGCUGGGAGAAAGAAGAGAAAAGAGAGGAAGGAAGGAACAACUGACGCUGACUGAACUCUUCUGAAGUGACUCUCCACCCUUUCGGUUCGGGGGCGGCUUCGCACAGAGACUUUGUUUCACUCAAGCCGGACAGACUUUGAGAUGUACAGAGAUAUAUUAUUUUUUAAAAGACCCCCCACAACCCCCUCCCAUCAGUGCGCGCCCGCAUACACACACACAUACACUCAAGCGGCCAACCCGGAAAGUGGUAAACGUUGACCUUUAGGAUACGAUUGAGGAAGGUGGGAGACGUUUUAGAGAUGAAUUUCCACACACACACACACACACUCACACACACUCACACACUCACACACACAGUUACACCUGAAGAGCUGCUUGAUGUAGACGAGAGAAAGCGAUUGGCUUCCAAACGUGAAGGGUUCAGCCUGUAAUCAGGCUCGUUUCUUGUCACUCCAUUUCCGUUCUUAAUGUUCUCCACUCGGUUCCUGUAGUUUCAGUUCUUUACAAUAUCGCACACAAACACAACUGUGAAUUUCAAUACCAUUUUGGUUUAUCAUAUGAAAGGGGUUUCUCUUAUGUUGUUGUUGUUUUGUUUUUUUUCUUUCCUUGACGUUGCCAACAGCAACAAAUCCCAGUAUUAGAACCCACUCUGUUUAGGUUUGCUGUCAUUAUGUCACAAGUUUGUUUUUCUUUUUUUUUGUCUUUUUAUUUGAGUUGUUUGUUCUUCCUUUCUGUUUUCUACAUACAUGGGUUUGGGGCUCUGUCUCCACAUAGACGUCAAUGCUGUCCAGAAUUUUUCAGUCUUGCUGGGGUGGUUUCCUUGAUGCCAGUGCUGUGAGGAGAGGAAGUAAAGUUUCUUAAUUCUAAGCGCUGUGGAUUAUUGCCCCUGCUCCCCCUCCAGCCCCUUCCCCUUUAGUGUUUUCCCCCAGUGGCCAAACUCUAUUUAUGCUGCUAGAUGAAUGGGGGGGAAGAAAAGAGAUGGAACUUUUACUUGCUGUGACGUUUUAGUCCCAGGCGAAAUUCCAAAUUGAACUCUAUAUGUUUGGACUUUAAGACACAGAGUAAAACAAACGAUGACAAAAGAUAACAUCCAACAUUUUUUUGUUUUAUUUUGUCUGUUUUUGCCACUGAAACUUGAGCCAAACGUGCCUCUACGAGGCUGAGAGGACGGAGUGUGUCCGACAGAUACUGACGGGAUUGCCUGCAGAGAGGAAACAAGGGGAUGUACACUGUUGGCGUGCGUGUGUGUGCGUGCAUGAGUGCGUGUGUUAGCGUGUUAAUGGGCAACUUGUAAACACAUUCCUUGGGACAACGCUCUUUCAGCCUGUCCUUUGGGGAAAUGUACAAAUGCUGUGUGGACUGGCAAAGUUUAAAAAAAAAAAAAAAAAAAAAAAAAAAACCUAGCAGAUGUAUCGAUUUUAACACGUGAAUGAAAGAACUGUUCGUAUCCGUGUGUGAUUGUUGUUCCAUUCAAAGAUGUCUGAAGCAACAGAGGAGACCAUCACAAGCAUCAACUGACAGGUAGAUCUGCCAGGAGUCUUAGUGUUACAUGUGUUGCAGUUUAAAAUCACCAGUGCGGCUGCUCUGCGGUGGCGGCAGCCUCACGGAUUGUCAGUGGGAAAAAUAAAAACAAAAAGGCAACAAAGGUGAACAGAAACAUUGUAGCCAAACGAAAAAUCGUCUCAAUCUCCAAGAGUCACAACUCAAGCUGAACUGUGAAAGUGGUAUAACACUGUAUAUUAAAAAAGAAAAAAAAGAAAACAAUCUUGCUCUAUCUCCUCGUUGUUUUCUCCAUCUGUUUAAUUUAUGAUCUGGUUUGAGAAAUCAGAUUUGUUGCAGGUGUUUUAUUUUUUCAGUUCAUGUAAACUGCCUGGCAAAAAAGAAAACAGACAGAAAAAACCUUAAAGGGAUUGUGUAUUUGUUUGAUUCACUUAGAAUUUUAUUUUCUUAUAACUUAAGUGCAAUAAAAUGUGGGUUUUUCUUUUUUCAUUUCAAGCAUAUCAGUUGUCUGUUUUUGUUACCUGUGUGAAGGCAUCUUAUAUGUUCAAUAAAGCUAAUUAUUUGGUUAUGUACAUCCACGAGGGAAUAAUUUUAACAUUUAUCACAGUGCAGGUUUUCUAGGCCAAAUUUAUCCUA
Molecule: messenger RNA, 4320 nt
Organism: Scomber scombrus (Atlantic mackerel)
Lineage: Eukaryota; Metazoa; Chordata; Actinopteri; Scombriformes; Scombridae
Gene: fbxw7
Product: F-box and WD repeat domain containing 7
Exons: 11
Coding region: 1-1842 (613 amino acids)
Biological process (GO): proteasome-mediated ubiquitin-dependent protein catabolic process; ubiquitin recycling
Cellular component (GO): nucleus; cytoplasm
Molecular function (GO): ubiquitin binding
Source: RefSeq, a predicted model, not a curated record